This is a messenger RNA of Metarhizium brunneum ARSEF 3297, 363 nucleotides long. RefSeq names its product Synaptobrevin 2 (gene SNC2). Gene Ontology annotation, cellular component: membrane. Lineage: Eukaryota; Fungi; Ascomycota; Sordariomycetes; Hypocreales; Clavicipitaceae. Gene Ontology annotation, biological process: Golgi ribbon formation; vesicle-mediated transport. The record is from RefSeq and is a predicted model, not a curated record.
AUGUCCAACAACCUAUCCUACGGGCAAGGUGGCCAUUACAGCUCCCAGGAUGUGACGCCGUCCAACACCAAUCAAAAUUUCGAUGGCAGUGCUCAAGAUGGUAAAAUACAAACAAUUCAGAAGGAUUUGGCGGCGGCGACGGAAAUCUCGCGCCACAAUCUUAACUCGAUGAAGGAUCGAGGGGAAAACCUCGAUGGCCUGCAAGACAAGACCAGCAACCUAGCGGAUUCUUCCCAACAAUUCCGUCGCGGCGCCAACAGAGUUCGCAAGCAAAUGUGGUGGAAGGACAUGAAGAUGCGCAUGUGUUUGAUUGUUGGCAUCAUUAUCCUUCUGCUUGUUAUUAUCAUCCCUUCUGGUACGUGA